Messenger RNA from Closterium sp. Naga37s-1, 1086 nucleotides. The record is from the annotation of a GenBank genome assembly. Lineage: Eukaryota; Viridiplantae; Streptophyta; Zygnematophyceae; Desmidiales; Closteriaceae.
AUGUGCGCGGGCAGCAGCGGAGGGAGCGCGAGCAACAUCGCACGCAGCAGCAAGCGCACGGAAGAGCACCUCCUUGCCGCCUCCUGCCUUGCCGCCUCCCCUCUCGUCGCCGCCUCCCUUGCCCUCCUUUCCCUUGCCACCCCCUCCCUUGCCGAGUUGUCAGGUGAGGAAGGAGGCGGGGACACGGGCGUGCGUGCGGGUACGUGGGGUGGACGGCUCUCGUCUGUGGACGGGCUUGGCGCGCAAAGCUCCAAAUGCUGCCCCUCGCGCAUCACAACCUCCCACCGUUGUUCUCACCUCCUUGCUUCCGAGCAGCCAAGGUGGUGUGCGUCCGAGCAUGCAGGAGUUCAGCAGCAGUGGCGUGGCGGCACUUGCAUCAGCGCUGGGCUGGGGGUGCCGUCGUGCAGUAGUUGGAGGGGCGAGCAGGACUGGCAACACCAGCACGAGCACUUAGUUGACUGUGGAGAUGAGACGGGCAUGCGAGUGAGUGUGCUCAAGCAGGCGCCGACACGUGGCUGGGUGAACACCUCCCUCGCGUGUCCACGCCCUCAUGCUGCACCAUUCCAAGGUCGGAAUGCCGAGGAAUGGGGGACGGGGCGAGAAGGGGGGGGUUCUACUUUGGGGGUGCUACGUGGGGCGCGGAGGGGAAGGGGAGGAUGUGGGAUGGGCGUCUCACUGAGUCAGCGCUCGCUCGCUCUGCCUUGCUGCUUCCUUGCCUCAGCCAUCAUCGCCCUUCUUCCCUUUCACCUCAUCCCAUGCACCCCCUCCCAUCCCAUCCCAUGCGCCAUACCCUUCCCCAUCGCCGCCACUGCCUGCACUCCACCUCCCUCCCUCACUCCCUUCCCCUCUUUUGCCUCGUUGAAGCCGGCGUGUGAGCAGCAGUGCAUGCGUGUGUUUGGCUGGGGGGUGGCAGGUUGGGCAGGGAGGCAGUGGGGUUGGGGGAGAGCACAUGUGGCGCCUCCACCAUCCACAAACAGCCCCACCCACCCUGCUCGUCUCACAUGCACGGGAAUCCCCCAACCGGCGCCAUCCACCUGCGCUACCAACGCCACCCACGCACUGCCCGUGUGCCUGCCCUGCGCAUAG